Molecule: messenger RNA, 3387 nt
Organism: Symbiodinium pilosum
Lineage: Eukaryota; Dinophyceae; Suessiales; Symbiodiniaceae
Source: the annotation of a GenBank genome assembly
AUGGGCAACUCGCAGGGAUCUGGACUGUUCGGCGGCAAAUGCUGUUUGGGCUUGGGAGGAAGCAGCGACAUGCAAAGCAUGGUGUGCGGCCGCUCGAACGAGUACGACUUGUCAGUUCAGGUGGCAGUAAAGGGCGCGGAGGAUGACAUGCGGUCGAACCUAUGCUUGGUGUUCACACUGCUGCAACUGGUCUACAUCACUGGGUUGGUUUUAGUUGCAGGCAUGCUGCGCUUUGCAUGCGGGAAGCAAUGCCGCUACAUGCGGAUAAGAUGGAGCAGUAUUUGGACAGUCCCUGGUUCAAGCCCAGUCUUGUCACUUACGGCCUUUGCCAAGUUCACCAUCAAAGUGGAUCAGCUGCAGAAGCUGCACGAGCAAGCUGGGCUCUCAGUUGCUGCUAAGCGGAUCUGGUGUCGCAGAGACUUGCAUUGGCUUGUUUGUGCUCAGAUCGGAAGUCAUCUUUCUUAUUUUGAAGCCCACAUGCUGGUGGAUGAUGCGACCAGCGGCACCCCGGCGCGGCUAAAGCCGGCCUCUGACGGACUAGUGUAUGCAGUCUGGGACUCCUCGAGGCAAGAGGGCAUGGUCCACUUGUCCACUGAAGCAAAGCAGCAGCUGAGUGCUCUGAGAUUUAUUCCUUUGAUCCUGGGCUUUCGCAAUGAUGACGGCAGGCUGCAGGAGCUCAGGAUAAAGACAGAGAUCUCUGAUUCAGGCAAAGAACGUGAACGGAAUCAGCUUUUGGCCAUGGUCAUGAGGCUGAAGGAUCGGGGCAGCUGGAAGGAGGCGCUGGAGCGGUGUUUUGACAUCAAAUUUGCCAUACCGCAGGCUGCCCAAGACGGUCUCUUCCACAUCGCGAAAGACGCGUACAAGUACGAAGAGUACACAGCAGAGUCGGAAACCGUCCCAGACAUGCUCACCACGUACAAGACCCACAACGUGGUUGUGACCAUCAAGGAUAAGACGCGAAAAGAGCUAGCCAACUUGGGCUUGCCAGCUGGAAAGGAUUUCAGCACAGAAAACGGCCAGACGAGGUGGACAUGGGCACCUGUAACGAAUGACAAAGAAGACGAGCUUAUGCAGCUCCUUUCUCAACACGGUAUUGAUGUGUCGGAAUUUACUUGGCAGAGCUUUGUGGAACUCUACUCAGAGGUCUACGAGAAGUCCUUAUCUACCAUCCAGAUUGUCGAUGGACAGCUGGUGCGCAAGGUGAGGGUUGUGAAGGUCUGGCUUGAAGCAAAUUUGCUCAGCCAGAAGCAUGUGCUGAUCAUCAAGACCAAGCAGCAGCAAGGACGCGUGCAGAACAUCCGCAGCAUCAGAACCCUAUCUAUGCGCAUGCGGGCUAUGCAGCAAUGGGCAGAUGCUGUGAGUGAGGCGCUCUUCCUUCGCCUCGGCAUUCCAGAGCAGCAGCAGCAGGAACUGCUCAGCGUGACCAACUCAGAGACGCGAGAGGAGGUUGAGUUCUCCGUCAGCUUUCCUGGCUUGAAGACGGUGUACACCAUCAUUGAGGUUCGCUGUGAGGUUUUGAACCCACAGGACCAGCGAUGGCAAUACAUUGGCUUGCCGUCAGCAGAGGAUUUCACUUUCUGCCGGCAGGAGCAGCUUGCUACCGGUGAGUACGACAUGGUCCUUACCAGGUGGGGCUGGACGAAUGCUACGGAGAUAGAGUAUGAGUCCCGCAAAGGCCUUUCAAGGCCUAGCCACUAUGAUGCCAACAAAGAUCAAGCUUCUCUGGCAAUGCAGCUUGACAAGAGCAAGAAGCAGGUGGUACCUCCAGAGCCUUUGCCUGUGAGUGGCAAGGAUGAGCUGCUGAUCAUGCGGGUCAUGGAUGGAAAGGCCACGGAUUGGGCAAGAGCCCGCCGAGCUGCCGAGCAGAUACGCAGCGCGAACUACACCACCAAGGACUUUUACAGUGACUUGGUGGCGGCUUUUCCGGAGCUGCGCUUGUACUGCGUUGUUCGGGAGACUGCACCCCACGGGGAUGGCCGAGUGCUGCUACCAUCAAUCUCUACCCUUACUACUUCUGCCAGCCGAACAGGUGAUGAUGAAUACCAGCGUACCAUUGGAGCUCUCUUCUGCAUCUUCUGGCUGAUGCGAAUGCAUCUGGAUGGAAAGGAGUCUUUCUGCUUCGGGCUGGACACAGACUGGAAGCCACGCAACAGGUCUCACUUCCAGGAGCCAGAGCUGGAGGUAGAGUACAAGAGGCGCAAAAGUUUUUACGAGAAGACUGACUGGGCCGCAAUUGAAGGCCUUUUUGUUGGGGCCGGCUUGCUGAAGAAGGCUGGUGGCCCGCAUGAUGUCGAGAGAACCCUGGCAAUGCUUGUGUUGAUGACCGUGCAUGAUGUCAUGAAGCUCGACAUCCUCCGCCCAAUUGUUGGGAUAGGAGAGUUUGCGGGCUAUAAGAACGGCGAGCCCAUCGGUGACCACGAUGUGGCACUGAGCUAUGUGCUCGAACGAUGCCCUCAAGCGCUGCCUUCUUUUGCGGGGCUUUCUCCUGAAAUGCAGGAGAGCAUCAGGUUCACCCACUGCAAGUUGGACUACAACAUGGGCUGGCUUGUGCAAGCAGAAGCUCCACCUGGAGCAUUGUUCAAGGCCUUCCGCAAGGUUGUUUUGGCUGGAGCUGCUUCCGACCAAAAAUCUGCCAGUAACAUCGCCUUCUACUUUGUUCACUGGUUCGCGGAUCUGGCAGGCGCAGAAGCCUUUCCCCUCCAAGGCUGCGAAAAGUUCGUGCUGAAGUUUCCGCAGCAAGUCCUCAGCAGCUUUAUCGAUUCAUUUGCUGUGGUCUGGAAUCUGGGCCCAAAGACAGAGACAGAAGUGUUUGAGGAGUACUUGGUGUGGCGGUGGGGUAAUAUGGAGCAGCGGCUUGGCCCUGCUCCCACUGGCUUCGGCGCCAUUGCCAAGAUGCGAUUGGUUCUCAUGGCCCAGGGUGACAACCACGAGGUGCUCAGGCAAUUCAGUGGCCUGAAGAAAUCAGACCAGCAAAUCUUGGGCCAGGAGCUUGCGAUCACGGGGUGCUCAAACCAGAAGUUUAAGCGUGACAGCUACAAGGAGGUGGGCGGUCCUGCAAUACUGGUCUACUAUGCACCUGCGUUGAUGCAGAAAGCUGGCAAGCAGGACCCUGCUGGUGCCCUGAUUGUCAUGGCGGAGAUCUUUCGACAAGCAAGAUCUCUGUGGCCACUGUCGAAGAACCAGGAGGAUUGUGACAAAACGAUUCUGGCCCAGCUCCCAGACAAGCGUGGCAUUUUUGGCCAGCAAUCUUGGCGUCUUGCCCUGCCUGGCCACUCGUUUUUGCAAAGUCUCAGCGGUCGAUGUCUGCACCGCUUCCCUGAGUUAGAUUCCAACAAGGACCUAAGAAGAGGACCAACUACCUUUCUUUUGCGCAGAGCCGAAGAAUAG